Molecule: messenger RNA, 1802 nt
Organism: Gopherus evgoodei (Goodes thornscrub tortoise)
Lineage: Eukaryota; Metazoa; Chordata; Testudines; Testudinidae
Gene: WWOX
Product: WW domain containing oxidoreductase
Exons: 9
Coding region: 67-1311 (414 amino acids)
Biological process (GO): positive regulation of transcription by RNA polymerase II; hippo signaling
Cellular component (GO): cytoplasm; nucleus
Molecular function (GO): transcription coactivator activity; protein binding
Source: RefSeq, a predicted model, not a curated record
GGGCGGAGCCUCGAAGGAACGGGUCGGUGGGAGUUGCUCUGGGGCUGGCUGGAUCCUCUCGGCCCAAUGGCUGCUCUGAAGUACGCGGGGCUGGAGGACACGGACAGCGAGGAGGAGCUGCCGCCCGGCUGGGAGGAGCGGACCACCAAGGACGGCUGGGUUUAUUAUGCUAAUCAUCUUGAAGAGAAAACCCAAUGGGAGCAUCCUAAAUCUGGAAAGAGAAAACGCGUUGCAGGAGAUCUGCCAUAUGGGUGGGAGCAAGAAACAGAUGAAAACGGACAAGUCUACUUUGUGGACCAUAUAAACAAAAGGACUACGUACCUUGACCCCAGACUGGCAUUUACAGUUGAAGAUAAUCCAGUGAAGUCUACGACUAGACAGAGAUAUGAUGGAAACAGUACUGCAAUGGAAAUCCUUCAGGGUCGUGAUUUGAGUGAAAGAGUGGUUAUAAUCACUGGAGCGAAUUCUGGACUAGGAUUUGAAACUGCAAAAUCUCUUGCACUCCAUGGUGCCUAUGUCAUUCUUGCCUGCAGAAAUAUGUCAAGAGCCAAUGAAGCUGUGCAACGCAUCCUAGAGGAAUGGCAUAAAGCCAAGGUAGAAGCUAUGACCUUAGACCUUGCUUCUCUUCACAGUGUGCAGCACUUUGCUGAAGCGUUCAAAUCCAAGAAUGUGCCACUCCAUAUGCUGAUCUGCAAUGCUGCUGUUUUUGCUGCUCCAUGGUCCUUGACAGAAGAUGACCUAGAGGCCACCUUCCAGGUGAAUCACCUGGGGCAUUUUUACCUUGUCCAACUGCUUGAAGACAUUCUACGCCGCUCAUCUCCAGCAAGAGUUGUGAUGGUUUCAUCAGAAUCACACAGAUUUUCAGAAAUUAAAAAUUCUUCAGGAAAGCUUGACUUCAGCCUGCUUUCUCCAUCUAAGAAAGAGUUCUGGGCUAUGGUGGCCUACAACCGUUCCAAGCUUUGCAAUAUAUUGUUCUCCAAUGAGCUAAACCGCCACCUUGCUCCCCACGGGGUGACUUCUAAUGCAGUGCAUCCUGGAAAUAUGAUCUACUCAUCCAUUCAUCGCAACUGGUGGGUGUAUACCCUGCUGUUUACCUUGGCUCGGCCUUUCACCAAAUCCAUGCAACAAGGAGCUGCCACAACUGUCUACUGUGCCACCGCUCCAGAGCUGGAGGGCCUGGGAGGAAUGUACUUCAACAACUGCUGUCGCUGUUUGCCAUCACAAGAGGCCCAGAAUGAAGUGACGGCUGCAGCUUUGUGGGAGCUAAGCGAGAGACUGAUCCAAGAACGAAUUGGCAGGCAGUCCAAAUAACAGGGAGCUUUUGUAAGGAUCAAAACACACACAGUAUGUGCACACUAGAAAACUGCCAACUCUGGAGCCUUUCCAAUCUUAUCAUCUCGAGGGUUUCCAUAUACCUCAGAUACAGAUUAGCUAGUGUUAAAUGAAAUAAUAUCGGUCACAACGUAGUGAAAACAGCUAAGUACUAAUGGAAAGUGGGGAAUACUGUGGGUUAAAGGGACAAUAUUGCUUUCUGGGGUUUAGUUAGUCUUGGUUCUCUUUCUUUUGGUUAUAGCCCAUUGAGUGUAAUUCAAGGAGGCAUCUUUUGAGUUAUUUUAGAAGAGCAAUGCAGAGUAUAUUUCUUGAUGCUUUGAUUAAUGACUACAUGGAUAGCCCCAAAAUAACACGGGAUCUCCUCUAUUUGUGGUAAUUAUUUGCUGUUAGGCCUUAUGCACUGAUUGGGGAUGAUGGUGCGGUUUAUUCUUUUCCCUACUAAGUUUUUAUUGGGUGUGGCAAAUAAAAAA